UUUGAUGAUACGCAGCAUCACGCGGCUAUAAAAGUGAUACUCAAUUAUUGUGGCCUCGCCAGAAGUAAUCCCAACGGUAGUGAAAUCAAACUUGUGUAUUAUAAUGAAGAAAUUUGCAUUAGUUAUAGCCAUUUUGUGCGUUGUGGGGGUGCAGGCUGCACCAAAUCGAUCUCCACGUAUCAUCAAUGGACAAGUUUCUACGAAUCAACCAUAUAACGCGUAUGUUCUAUACCUGAAUCAAAACAACGCGGGAUUCUAUGGAGGUGGCUCACUUAUUUCCCCUCUGCAUGUUCUGACAGCUGCUCAGGUUAUUGUUGGAUUCGUUCGAUGGGAUAUUGGACUGGGAAGCAACGUCUUCGCCCAACUUAGAGGCAUCAGCUCAAACUUGGCUACAGCCCAUCCGCUGUAUAAUUCCGCUAACAAGGCAAACGACAUCGGUAUUAUAACGCUACCUUGGUCUCUCACGUUUACUUCAACUAUAGCACCGGUUGCCCUUCCGGUCUUAAACAGCCAGCAAAUCAACCUGCUGCCCCUCGAUAACGAACAGGGUACAGUUGUGGGCUACGGAUUCACUACCAGUACUUCAACGACUCGAUCGGAUUAUCUGAUGCGAUCCUUCCAGCGGGUAACUCUUAGCAAUCGUUGCCAACAGUUCUACCAGAUCACGCUUCCGCAGCACUUCUGCGCCGAGAACACCAUUGACUACUCCAACAUCUGCAAUGGCGAUCUGGGUGCUGGAUUUGUGACAGAUGUGCGUGGAGUUCCUACCGUUACCGGAAUUGCGUCGCUGGCUACCCAGAGCUGCGGAAAUGUGACCCCUUCGGGGUAUACCCGGGUCCAGUACUACCGGCAGUGGAUCACUAGUGUGACUGGCAUUCAAUAAGUUAAGUGUAAGAGAAUAUCAGCGAAUAUACGAUUUAUGUACAAACCAAAAGAAGCGUUGAGUAAUAAGAUCGGCUAUACCCAACAAUGAUUCAAAUAACUUUCGAAAAAAAAAUGGGAUUUAUCGAAACAUUUUCAUUUUAAAUAGCGUAUUUCGAUGUUCAAGGUCUUAUCUAGCCUUAUUUCCGCCAUCCAAUCGGUACGCUCUAUACUCGCAGAUAACAAUUGAGUUGCAGCUAUUCAAUUAGUAUUUAUUGUCUGGCUUUGCUAUCUGUCGAAUCAACAGCAGCCAAUGGAGGUAAACGUUCAUAUUGUUGACGAGAAUAUAGCUUAUCAGAAAACCAAAUACGUACAGAAAACAGGAUUUCAGAUUCUCACGUGCAAAAUUCAAAAACAUGUGUUGCAAAAAUGUGUUUGCAAUUCAACAUUUGUUUUUAUUUCAGACAACCAGUUUAAUAUAGACAUAAAACUGGGUCGGAAAAUUCGUCUGAAAAAAAAAAAGAAAACCAAGAAGAUGUUUACACGUUUUAUCAAAUGAUUAUAUAAAUUCAAGGAAUUCCAAUAACUAUCGAUUGUGUGAAUUUCAAGAGCUGCAUUGUGAAAAAUUCUUCUUUAAAAUAAAAGCAAUGUUUUUAAGUAACCCUGAUAAACAUAUUCAGGUAGGAAA
Messenger RNA from Aedes aegypti (yellow fever mosquito), 1549 nucleotides. Its product is annotated as chymotrypsin-like. The record is from RefSeq and is a predicted model, not a curated record. Gene Ontology annotation, molecular function: serine-type endopeptidase activity. The transcript has 4 exons. Bases 104 to 883 code for a protein of 259 amino acids. Lineage: Eukaryota; Metazoa; Arthropoda; Insecta; Diptera; Culicidae. Gene Ontology annotation, biological process: proteolysis.